This is a messenger RNA of Sinocyclocheilus anshuiensis, 1540 nucleotides long. Its product is annotated as adiponectin receptor protein 1-like. The transcript is spliced from 9 exons. The coding region runs from base 373 to 1494 and encodes 373 amino acids. The record is from RefSeq and is a predicted model, not a curated record. Gene Ontology annotation, cellular component: plasma membrane. Gene Ontology annotation, biological process: adiponectin-activated signaling pathway. Lineage: Eukaryota; Metazoa; Chordata; Actinopteri; Cypriniformes; Cyprinidae. Gene Ontology annotation, molecular function: signaling receptor activity.
UCAGGUGCACAUCUAAAAGAUGAGCCUGAUCAUAUAUAGAUUGCAGUAUUUGAAUGCUUUUCCGUUUGCACAACAUCAGCCGCAUGUCCACACAGCCGUGGGUCAAACCGGUUCCGGUAGCAAGUGUUCUUCCUUCUCUGACAGAGGCAGAACGUCCCUCCAUUGUCUUCAUAUCGUCCUGAUAUUUAGCACGCUAAGAAGAAAAAGAAGAACCGUCUGGUUCUACAGGUUUCAUAGAGACGCAUAGCGACCAGACGGCGAGCAGCUGCUGGUGAGCUUCCAUGAACUGAUCUGACAUCCCAUCCAGCCAGGCCCAGAUUGUGAACUGUGGGACAAGGUGGAAACUCUGGGGAGUUUUAGGUUUGUCUCCCCAUGACAACUUGUCACCAUGGUGACCGCGGCUCCAACGGUGAUGCCGAGCGGUGCACCUCUGAUGAUGAGGACGCGGAGCUCACUGAGCUUGGGCCGCUGCUGACAAAUCCAGCUGAAGCAAAGAAAUCAAGAGGUGCAUCAGCAUUUCCUGAUGAGGAUGAGAACGAGGAUGAAGAACAAGGUUUGCGGGUGGUUACACUGCCCAUGCAGGCACACCAUGCAAUGGAGAAGAUGGAGGAGUUUGUACACAAGGUAUGGGAAGGACGUUGGCGAGUUAUUCCAUACCAUCUCCUCCCCGAUUGGCUAAAGGAUAAUGAUUACCUGCUGCAGGGACACCGCCCACCCAUGCCGUCCUUCCGUGCCUGUUUUGGGAGCAUCUUCAGGAUUCACACAGAAACUGGAAACAUCUGGACGCACCUGCUGGGCUUAAUUCUGUUCCUGUGCUUGGGCACAUUGACAAUGCUGCGGCCAAACGUUUCAUUCAUGGCGCCCGUGCAGGAGAAGGUGGUGUUUGGGAUGUUCUUCCUGGGUGCAGUUCUUUGUUUGAGCUUCUCCUGGCUUUUUCACACUGUCUACUGCCACUCAGAAAAAGUCUCUAGGACAUUCUCCAAGUUGGAUUACUCUGGUAUUGCGUUGUUAAUCAUGGGCUCAUUCGUUCCAUGGCUGUACUACUCGUUUUACUGCUCUCCUCAGCCGCGGUUCAUCUAUCUCUCUGUUGUAUGUGUGCUGGGUGUUGCUGCUAUCAUUGUGGCCCAGUGGGACAGAUUCGCCACCCCUCGGCACCGGUCCACACGUGCAGGUGUUUUCAUGGGCCUUGGUCUGAGUGGACUCAUUCCCACAAUGCAUUUUACCAUCGCAGAGGGUUUUGUGAAGGCAACGACAGUGGGUCAGAUGGGCUGGUUCUAUCUGAUGGGUGCCAUGUACAUUAGUGGAGCAUCACUUUAUGCAGCACGGAUACCUGAACGGUACUUCCCUGGCAAAUGUGACAUCUGGUUUCAGUCUCAUCAGAUAUUCCAUGUGCUGGUUGUCGCGGCGGCAUUUGUCCAUUUUUAUGGGAUCUCAAACCUGCAGGAGUUCCGCUAUGGCCUGGAAGGAGGCUGCACAGAUGACACUCUGCUGUAAAAAAAAAAAAAAAAUCACUUGAACUUUGGCUAGUGCCUGCUCACUU